This is a messenger RNA of Vitis riparia (riverbank grape), 2158 nucleotides long. Its product is annotated as phosphatidylinositol/phosphatidylcholine transfer protein SFH12-like. The transcript has 15 exons. The record is from RefSeq and is a predicted model, not a curated record. NCBI's taxonomy places the organism in Eukaryota, Viridiplantae, Streptophyta, Magnoliopsida, Vitales, Vitaceae. The coding region runs from base 230 to 2005 and encodes 591 amino acids.
AAUGUUUCAUGGUGAUGGUUUACAUCCAACGCAUCAAUCUUCCAUGUUUGUUUUCCAAGUGACCUCCAUCCCCAUAGAGGAUUCUUCGGUCAUUUAUACUCUCCUUCUCUCUCCCUAACCCCUAAUUUUUUUCCAAAGGCAUUUGCCAAGGCCUUUGGUUCUGGCAUCUUGAUAUGAGUGCUUGACACUUCUGCCCUUUAUUGUCUCACAAACCAACAUUUGAGGGAUCAUGUCUGAACCUCCCUCUCGAAAUAUUGAAGUUGACCACUCCGAGUGUGAGAGGGAGAAUAGAAUUGGUUCUUUGAAGAAGAAAGCAAAUAAUGCCUCCAGCAAGCUCAGACAUUCAUUGACAAAAAGGGGUAGGAGAAGUGGUAAAGUUAUGUCUGUUGACAUCGAGGAUGUGCAUGAUGCUGAGGAGUUGCAGGCUGUCGAUGCACUCCGUCAAGCACUUAUAUCGGAAGACCGUUUACCCUCAAGACAUGAUGAUUAUCAUAUGCUGCUCAGAUUUUUGAAGGCGAGGAAAUUUGAUCUUGAGAAAACAAAACAAAUGUGGAUUGAUAUGCUUCAAUGGAGGAAGGACUUCGGUGCUGACACAAUUAUGGAGGACUUUGAAUUCAAGGAGCUCAACGAAGUCAUUGAACAUUAUCCUCAAGGUCAUCACGGAGUCGACAAGGAAGGCCGACCUGUUUAUAUUGAGAGAUUAGGGAAAGUUGAUGCUAACAAGCUGAUGCAAGCCACAACGAUGGACCGCUAUGUAAAAUACCAUGUACAGGAGUUUGAGAGGACUUUUGUAAUCAAGUUUCCAUCUUGUUCGAUUUCAGCGAGGAAGCAAAUUGAUCAAAGUACAACCAUCCUAGAUGUCCAAGGAGUGGGACUUAAGCAUUUCACCAAAUCUGCAAGGGAGCUUAUCGUAAACCUUCAAAAGGUUGAUGGUGACAAUUACCCUGAGACAUUGAAUCGCAUGUUUAUCAUCAAUGCGGGUUCUGGAUUUAGGCUGUUGUGGAACACUGUUAAAUCUUUUCUUGAUCCCAAAACCACAUCAAAGAUCCAUGUUCUUGGUAAUAAGUUCCAGAGCAAGCUGCUUGAAAUUAUUGAAGCUAGUGAGCUGCCAGAAUUUUUAGGAGGUACGUGCACUUGUGCUGAUCAAGGAGGCUGUAUGCGUUCUGAUAAGGGCCCAUGGAAGGACCCAGAGAUUUUGAGGAUGGUUCAAAGUGGUUAUGCCAUAUGUAGAACGAAAUGUGAGAGUCAAUCCACUGCUGAAAAGACCAUCUCUGAGGAUGAGAUUGUUUACCCCAAGGUUUCUCGAGAGGUAGAAGACAUUCAAUCACUCUCCCCUGAAGUUCCUAGGAGCUACAUCGAGCAUCCGAAUCUCUCUCCUGUACACGAAGAAGUCAGGAUUAAUCAAAAUUUCCAUAAAUCUUACAAUUAUGAAGAUUUCAUCCCAAUCAUUGAUAAGAGCAUGAACGCACCUUGGCAGAGUGUCAUGGAGAAUGACAGAUAUGCUCUCUCCAAAGCAGCGGAUUGUUUCACCAUACAUGAUGCUUACAAGGCUCCUGACGGUUUUAGCACUCAGAUCUUCACUGGUGUCAUGGCCUUGGUUAUGGGCAUUGUGACCAUGAUCAGACUGACACGAACAAUGCCCAAGAAGUUCACUGAUGCCAACCUCUAUCCAGGUCCCAUCUACUGUGUUGAUGCAAUGAUUAAAAGCCACCCAUAUGCACACCAGCUAGCUGCCCCUGUCAUUACCGGCACAGAGUUCUUGGCCUUCAUGAAACGCAUGGCUGAGAUGGAAGAUAGAGUGAGUGUUCUCAGUGUCAAACCUACGGCCAUGCCAGCUGACAAGGAGGAUUUGCUGAAUGCUGCUCUUAUCCGGAUCGACACCUUGGAGCGAGAACUUGCAGCAACCAAGAAGACUCUGGAGGAAGCCAUGGCCCAACAGGAGGAGGUCCUGGCCUAUAUUGAGAAGAAGAAGAAGAAGAAGAAAUUGAAUCCAUUCAGCUGGUAAAUAGAUGCAGGCUUGCCAAGAGAUGCAGUCAAAGCAAGUUGCAGGGCGAUUUUCAAUUCUCCAAGGCCAUCCAAUGCCCUGUGACUUAAAUGUUCCACUUACCAUAUACUAAACCCAAGGCUUUUGUCAAAUAUACAACUUGCAAUUCUUUCA